Megalops cyprinoides (Indo-Pacific tarpon) is the source of this 1970-nucleotide messenger RNA. Its product is annotated as cadherin-10-like. Gene Ontology annotation, biological process: calcium-dependent cell-cell adhesion; multicellular organism development; homophilic cell-cell adhesion. Gene Ontology annotation, molecular function: calcium ion binding; cadherin binding. Gene Ontology annotation, cellular component: plasma membrane; adherens junction; catenin complex. The coding region runs from base 277 to 1926 and encodes 549 amino acids. The record is from RefSeq and is a predicted model, not a curated record. Lineage: Eukaryota; Metazoa; Chordata; Actinopteri; Elopiformes; Megalopidae. The transcript is spliced from 10 exons.
AGAGUUGAAGAGAGAGACAGCGUGCACUGUACUCAGCCUCAGUUCCAAACUGCCACAGAAAGGCAUCAAGCAAGCCUUGCCGAGCACGCCACAGCCAAAGGGGAAAUAGCCACCAUGCCUUCGAAGAGCCGUUAAUCUGUCAGAGAAGGGCCCGACGGACACAUCAGAGGAGGCAGUACGAUGGUGGCAGCGUGCUCGGACACGCCCCCCCGACGCCGCUCCUUCCUGCUGUAGAGAACUCGCGCGCGGUUUCCCGAGGAGGGACUGGAUGCAGCCAUGAUGAUCGGUCCGGUCCCCCUCCUGCUCCUGCUGCCGAUACUCCCCCGCCCGGCCUCCGCGGCGCUCCUGGCGAGAGGGGCUAACGGGGAGGCUUUUGGUGAGCCGGCCGGCGCCCCCGAGGAGGACGGGAAGGUGCUAAGGAGAUCCAGACGGGGCUGGAUGUGGAACCACUUCUUCCUGCUGGAGGAGUACACGGGAACCGACUACCAGUACGUCGGAAAGCUCCACUCUGACAUGGACAAAGAGGACGGCAGCGUGAGGUACGUCCUGUCCGGGGAGGGCGCCGGCACCUUGUUCGUCAUCGACGAGAACUCGGGCGACCUCCACGCCACCAAGAGGCUGGACAGGGAAGAGAAGGCGUACUAUUCUCUCCGCGCCCAGGCGGUGAACAAGAGGACCGGCCAGCCCCUGGAACCAGAGACAGAAUUCAUCAUCAAGAUUCAUGACAUCAAUGACAACGAGCCAAAGUUCACCAAAGAUGUUUACACUGCCACCGUUGCUGAAAUGUCAGACGUCGGUACGUUUGUAGUCAAGGUGAACGCCACCGAUGCGGAUGACGCGACCUACGGGAACAGCGCCAGGCUGGUGUUCAGUAUCCUGCAAGGGCAGCCCUACUUCUCCGUGGAGCCCAACACGGGGGAGAUCAGAACGGCCCUGCCCAACAUGGACAGGGAGACACGCGAGCACUACCAGGUGGUGAUCCAGGCCAAAGACAUGGCGGGGCAAAUGGGCGGUCUCUCCGGCACCACCACGGUCAACAUCACCCUCACUGACGUCAAUGACAGCCCACCGCGAUUCCCGCACAGCUCCUACCACCUGUCUGUGCCGGAGUCAGCGGAGAUCGGCUCCACGGUGGGCCGUAUCAAGGCCAACGACGGCGAUGUGGGCGUCAACGCCGAGACACGCUACAGCAUCGUGGACGGUGAUGGGCGGGAGGCCUUCGCCAUCGCUACUGACAGGGAGACGCAGGAGGGGGUCAUCACCGUCAGAAAGCAUUUGGACUAUGAGAGCAAAAGACUUUACACGCUGAAGGUGGAGGCCUCGAACACUCACCUGGACCGCCGCUUCCUCCACCUGGGCCCGUUUAAGGACACGGCCGUGGUGAAGGUGUCGGUGCUGGAUGUGGACGAGUCACCUGUGUUUGGCAGGUGGUCUUACAUCUUCGAGGUGCAGGAGGACAAACCCGUGGGCAGCACGAUCGGGGUGGUGAGCGCCUGGGACCCGGAUGUUGCGGAUCAUCCAAUCAGGUACUCUAUAGACCGGCACACAGACCUGGACCGACUCUUCAACAUAAGCUCAGAGAACGGCUCCAUCUGGACCCUGCAGCCCCUGGACAGAGAGAUGUCAAAAUGGCACAACAUUUCAGUGGUGGCCACAGAGUCCAGUAACCCUCAGCAAAUCAGCCGCGUCCCAGUUUUUAUCAAGGUUCUGGACAUCAAUGACAACGCACCCGAAUUCGCCAUGUUCUAUGAGACGUUUGUUUGCGAGAAUGUCAAAGCAGGACAGCUCAUUCAGACUAUAAGUGCUGUUGACACAGACGAGCCCCUUAUCGGACACAAAUUUGUUUUCACUCUGAGCGCCAUCAAUCCAAACUUUACAGUCCUCGACAAUGAAGGUAACGUCUCCAUGCAGCCGUUUUACUUUUGAGAUCACAGCACCGUUGAGUCUUCUGCUGUGUGUGUGAUUCUUUA